Molecule: messenger RNA, 721 nt
Organism: Ipomoea triloba (trilobed morning glory)
Lineage: Eukaryota; Viridiplantae; Streptophyta; Magnoliopsida; Solanales; Convolvulaceae
Product: heavy metal-associated isoprenylated plant protein 31-like
Exons: 3
Coding region: 241-663 (140 amino acids)
Molecular function (GO): metal ion binding
Source: RefSeq, a predicted model, not a curated record
AAUUCUGGCAUGCAUGGUCGGACAUUAUAGCUAGCUUCUUUUCUUUUGUUUGUUAGGUAUUACCCAUAUUAUAUUACAAUGCACGCACUGAUCGUAAAUAAUAUAAUACCUCAGCCAUCCUCCAUCCUCAACUCACUCUCGAUCUAGUCCGUGAUAGCUUGCAUAUUUUGAAAUCUCCGCCGUCUCUAGGCCGGCCGGCCGGCCAUCUCUCUGAGCUAGCUAGCUUAGGUUCUGAUCGAUAUGUCUAUGGUGGAGGUUAGAGUUCCAAACUUGGAUUGCGAAGGAUGUGCUGCUAAGCUAAGAAAAGCUCUUUUCAAGCUCAAAGGAGUGGAUGAUAUAGACAUAGAAAUGGAGACACAGAAAAUCACGGUGAGAGGGUACGGACUUGAAGAGAAGAAGGUGGUAAGGGCUAUUAAGCGAGCAGGCAAGGCGGCGGAGCCAUGGCCUUACCCGGUGGGUUACUCCCAUCUGGCUUCGUUUUACCAGUAUCCCAAUCACAUUGCCGCCGGUUACUACGACUCCAUUUCCUCCAGAAACGUGGCCGCCCCCAGUGUGCAUACCUUCUUCCACACUCCUGCUGUCUACUCCGUCGCCGUGGCUCCCGACGAGGCUGUUGCUUCUCUUUUCAGCGAUGACAAUCCACAUGCCUGCGCUAUUAUGUGAUCCUAGCAGCUUCCAUCCUUAAUUGCUACCUAGUCCUACCAAUAAAUCUACAAGUUUU